Caenorhabditis sp. 36 PRJEB53466 is the source of this 1537-nucleotide messenger RNA. The record is from the annotation of a GenBank genome assembly. Lineage: Eukaryota; Metazoa; Nematoda; Chromadorea; Rhabditida; Rhabditidae.
AUGUCGACCUCCGUAGCAAUUCAGUUCGAUCGAACGUCGGGGAAAGUGGAGGGGGAGUUCAUUCGGUUUGAAGCACAAAAGUACGGUCCCGAUUUCUGCGUAGCCUACAACGUGACAAUGGCGAACGGCAGCUUCCGUGACGAUGGAUUGGAGCCAGUUUCGCUCGUCAUUCAUGCCACGUCACACUUUUUGCGAGAAAUUGAGGGACAGGUUCGUUCAUUGACUCAAAAUGGAUGAUCGCCGAGAAAAGUAGGGGGGCAGGUGAGAGAAAGAAAAGGGCAGCGAACUUUGAAAAUUGUAAGAGUUCCCGGUUGGGUUAGUGAAAGUAACUCAUUUCAGUGCUCUUCCAGAAACUGGAACGGCCCCAUUUCAGUGGCUCUCUUCGUUGAUCGCUUCUCCACUGAAGCAGUCGAGUAUCUCCAUGAAGUGCACAGAUGUUCUUCGAAAGUCAAUCAGAAGGUUCAUCAAUCAACAAAAUACUCAGGUUUCGUUUGUUUCAGUUGAGUCUCCAUGUUGUCUAUCGGAUGUCUUCGUUUCAAAGAGUUUGUGAUCCCAUUUUGAUAAAACUGUCGAAUCGGAGAUGCUCAACAUUCAAUGCAACUAUCAGUAAGAUCUCAUCAUUACCCCCGACUUUUAAUUCUCUCAGGAUCUCGAGAACGCAGUCGUGUCAUUCCCCCGUUCCAAAUUUAUCCGAUUAAUGUGAUGAGGAACGUGGCAAGGAAAGGAGCUCUCUCCUCUAUUCACAUGACUGCCGACGUGGAAAUGGUGUUCAGCGAGGGGUUCGCAGUCAAAAUGAAAGCGCUGGCCAAUAAGUACAUUAACGGAAAAGAUAAGAAUCUUUUGGUGAUACGGUAGGAACGGAAGGAGUAAUCGGCUCAAUUCAGAAUGAUUGCAGGAGGUUCGAAGUUGACAACAAAGCGCACGUUCCAAUAGAUCACAAUGAGCUAUUUCUGAUGAUAAAGGCAUUCCGGUAUGAGUAGGAAAAACAAACAUUCUCUUCAUUCCACAACCACAGAGCGUUCGAAUUCCAUCAUAAGUACUUUCCUGCCGGACACACAAUCGAAUCACUCUGGCAAUGGUUCCGGAUGAGCAAAAAUGCGACAGACGCGUACGCAUGGCCGAUCGAGUACAAGUUAGUCAGCAUUCGGUCCCUUUCCCACAUGUAAAAGUGAAAGUGAACUUCAGAAGUAGUUCGUGGGAAGCUCAGCUGAUUCUUCAUAAGAAGGAUCCGUACAAUCCCGAGUACUUCCCCACCAGAAUCAGAGAUCAACAGAGUCUUGUGUACGAACUCUGUCGGGCCAACUACACUUUCCAUCUGGCAUCGCAUGUUUUCAACGUGCACAGAGGGGUCAAAACAAGCGAAACCAACUUGUCUUCGGCAGUUUUGACUCAUCAGAAACGACUGAGAACCAGGUGAAUCGGCGGGUGACUGAGCGUCGGAAAACGACAUAAUUUCAGAGCAUACAAAAGGUUCAUGCACUAUAUCAACAGUACGUAUCCGGACACCUUGGACCAAUGCGGAAAGUUCGUCAUGUGA